Messenger RNA from Debaryomyces tyrocola, 165 nucleotides. The record is from the annotation of a GenBank genome assembly. Lineage: Eukaryota; Fungi; Ascomycota; Pichiomycetes; Serinales; Debaryomycetaceae.
AUGCCGCCCAAAUAUAGUCACUAUUACGCUGUAGUUCGACACUUCAACACAUCGAUAGAUGGACGCUUCUUUUCUGGUGUAUGGGUGAAAAGUGAAAAAAACAUCGAUUACAUAAGCGAAGAUAAGGUCCUCGGCCUGGCCACAUUCGUGGGGAAUCACAAUUGA